AAUAAAAUAAAUAAUCGUUAACUGUUCUGAACCGUCUGAACUCACCGUGUUUCCGGGUUCAGUCUGUCUCCUCGUCACGUUAGACGCGGAAGUAAACAACAGAAGAAGAAGCUGCGGCAGAUCGUCUCUGCGACGAGAUGUCGACGUCCUCCCCGAGACAGACGUUCCUGAAGCCGGUGAUUCCCUUCGCCGGGACGGUCCUGGGAGGUUUGGUCCCGGGGGAGAUGCUCCUCAUCCAGGGCUCGGUGCCGUCGGACUCCGACCGGUUCCAGGUGGACCUGACGUGCGGCAGCAGCGUGACCCCGCGGGCCGACGUGGCGUUCCACUUCAACCCGAGGUUCAGGCGCUCGCCGUGCGUCGUGUGCAACACGCUGCAGAAGGAGUCCUGGGGCCAAGAGGAGAUCCUGCACCAGAACCCGUUCAGAACCGGGGACGCGUUCGAACUCCUGGUCCUCGUCCUGGAAGACAAGUUCAAGGUGGCGCUGAACGGAGCCCACAUGUUGGAGUACAGACACCGACUGGAUCUGCGGCGAGUCGACACUCUGUGUAUCUCAGGACGGGUCCAGGUGGAGGUCGUGGGCGUCGUCGCUCCAAGUCCCAGUUCUGCUGCAGCCGGGCCGACCCUGAAGGACUCGGACCAGAAGAAGAUUUUCUCCUCGACAGGCAACUUGAGCGUUCCCUUCAGGGGCGAGCUGGGGGACGGACUGAGCAUCGGACGGAGCGUCACCAUCCGAGGAGAGACCAAUCAGAACGCACAGAGUUUCUGUGUGAACCUUCGAGUGUCGAGCGGCGGCGACAUAGCUCUCCACCUCAACCCUCGUCUGAAGCGCCGUCGCUUCGUCAGGAACUCCUUCCUGUCCCAGUCCUGGGGAGCCGAGGAGACGCAGCUCGACUCGUUCCCCUUCGCCGCCGGACGCUACUUUGAGAUGAUAGUCCGGUGCGAGCAGCAGCAGUUCCGAGUGGCGGUGGACGGACGCCACCUGCUGGACUACAAACACCGAGUGCAGGACCUGAAGCAGGUCGACCGGGUCGAGGUGGAGGGAGACGUGAAGCUGGUCGACAUCAAUGUCCUCUGAACAGUUUAUACUGAACAUCACACACUGGACUUUAUAGAGCAUAAUACAGUUCCUGCUGCACAGCCGUUAUCAUAACCACAUCAUAAAGAGAUCAGAUCCCAUGAUCCUCUGAACCCUCGUCAGACUGAUUCAUCCACGUGGCCUUUAUGUAAUAUAAUAAAGUUCCUGCUCUGGUCAUAUUUUCACAUCAGUGUUUAAUAAUAAUAAAAUAAAGACAUGAACCACAA
Scophthalmus maximus (turbot) is the source of this 1303-nucleotide messenger RNA. Its product is annotated as galectin-8. Lineage: Eukaryota; Metazoa; Chordata; Actinopteri; Pleuronectiformes; Scophthalmidae. The transcript has 9 exons. Gene Ontology annotation, molecular function: carbohydrate binding. The record is from RefSeq and is a predicted model, not a curated record. Bases 138 to 1076 code for a protein of 312 amino acids.